AUGAACCACCUCAGACUCAGCCCAGCCAACGCGGCCAUCCUGCUAUGCGACAUCCAAGAGCGAUUCAGUGCGUCCCCUGCCCAUCCCAUCCCACCACUGCCUCCACUGAGUUGUCGAUCCUGCACAGGGCCCAAGAUCGCCCACUUCGACCAUCUCGAACACAUGGCCGAGAAGCUCCUCAAGGCCGCCGCCGCCCUCCACGUCCCCGUCCUCGCCACCGAGCAGAACCCCAAAGCCCUCGGCCCCACCGUCGCCCGGCUCGCCCAGCUCGUCCCGCCGGACAAGACCUUCCCGAAGACCCAGUUCAGCAUGCUUGUCCCCGAGCUCGCCGCCACUCUCGCUAACCCCGCCCCCAAACACGUCGCCCUCGUCGGCAUCGAGGCCCACAUAUGCGUCCUCCAGACCGCGCUCGACCUGCUGGCCCGCGGCAUCCACGUCCACGUCUUGGCGGACGCCGUGAGCAGCUGCAACGCCCCCGAGCGCGCACUCGCCUUCCAAACGAUCAGAGCCGCCGGCGGGACGGUCUCAACGACCGAGGCGUUCAUAUACAGGCUCCUGGCCGACGCCAGCCAUCCACGCGCCAAGGACAUCUUCGCGAUCGUGAAGGAGUACAGCGAGGCGACGAGAGACGCGCUCUCUGCCCUCGGAGCGGCGUGA
Messenger RNA from Puccinia triticina, 657 nucleotides. RefSeq lists its product as uncharacterized. Lineage: Eukaryota; Fungi; Basidiomycota; Pucciniomycetes; Pucciniales; Pucciniaceae. The record is from RefSeq and is a predicted model, not a curated record. The transcript is spliced from 8 exons. The coding region runs from base 1 to 657 and encodes 218 amino acids.